This is a messenger RNA of Branchiostoma floridae (Florida lancelet), 3476 nucleotides long. RefSeq lists its product as uncharacterized. The transcript has 2 exons. Bases 1644 to 2486 code for a protein of 280 amino acids. The record is from RefSeq and is a predicted model, not a curated record. NCBI's taxonomy places the organism in Eukaryota, Metazoa, Chordata, Leptocardii, Amphioxiformes, Branchiostomatidae.
UUUGUGGUUCCGAUUUUUAUGAGCAACUGAGAUGAUUUUAAGAUGACCACACCCUUAAAAGCUUGUCAGGAGAUCAGUUCCUCUAGAUCUUAACAUUUUAAAACUAACAUAGGAAGCUGAGAUUGCACCUGUAUAAUAACAAAUGUCUCUAUAGAUUACAUGCCAAACUUCAUGUUUGAACUGUCAACGGUUCAUCUUUUACAGCCACUAGAAUGGAGCGAAUUGCUAUAUUACAGACAGUUUGAUUAAUAGCCAAAUACGUGAUUUGUUGAAUAAAGGUUUUUGUAGACUGCUUUCUUAUUAGCUGAAAGAUGCGAAACUUGGCACAAUUAUUAACUGUUUUAAGAUCAGGAAGUGUGUUAAGUUUGAUUUUUCUCAGUUAAUAAAAAUAGUCGGUUAUGGAAACUUUAAGCAGCCCACCCCUAAUCCACCGCUAAUUACGACCCUGACGACCUUACUUCAAACCAGGAACGAAAAAAUAAUAAGUGAUUGUAUAUAAAAGUUAAAAAUAGGCAUGUGGCUUAUAGAGAACUGCAACUUGAUACAUGUUCAAUUUUACUUUCUUACAAUAGCUAAAAGUGAUUUAAAGACAUUACCAAUUGCACGUUAAUUGACCCUCUAAUUUCUUCCGACGGGAUAACAAGGGUGUGGUCAACUUGAACUCAGCUCAGUCACUCAGAAAAAUCUUAAAAACAAAUUGAGAUAUGUCAAUCUCAAGAGGACAUAUUCUUGUAUCUUUGUGCCAAAUUUCAACUCAUUCGAUGAAAAAAUGAGCCUGUUAUAAAACCAGUGGCAUUACUUUUUGAACCGCCCUCGUAUUUGUUUGUUUGCUGUGGAUCCUUACUGUAGUCAUAAAUGCCAAAAUAAAGUGAGGACCAUGUCCCACCACAUAUGGGGGUCCUGGCCCAUCUGGUUUAUGUACCAAUUUAAACGCACGUAACGUUCUGGAGACAUACCACCGGAAAUACAACAAACACACACACUUGUAACAUUGCCUCCAUCUUAUAAAAGAGAUAAAACACGUUACGGACAGGUGCUACAUAAGCUUCAGCUAGUGUACAAGACACUUCAACUGCACAUACACAGCCUUAGCCUCUGUGAAAACAUGACGCCAUUGCCAUAUUCAUGUAAUAUUGCGUGUGUCCUAGGGGUAAGGUGUGCAGAACUUCACGUUUUUUGUGACAUCUAACGUUAUUCGGUGCCAGUUCCUCCUCUUAAUCACAAGUUUCACACGGAAAUGGUCAUCGUUGGGCACGAAAUGGCGACUAUUUUGUUUUCGGGGUCCUCUCCGCGGAACAACUUUCCCGGAGCGAUACAGCAAGCAGACAGUGCACCCACUGUCAUUCGAAAAGUUGUUCCAUAACACGUAUACAAAAAUCCUUGUGUUCUAGACUAGCAACGGAGUUCGACGUACCUUGUUUACAGUUGCGACUAGCCGUUCGAAGAGACGGACGUACACAUUUCAGUUCCUCUGGUACUCUGCUCUGGUCCUAAGUUCAGACUCCUGACGAUAUGUCCAGAAGACGCGGCAGACGGAGACACGGGCGGUCACCUUUCCGUCCUAUGUUCCCUCAGGCACAAAAGCUGGCAAGAACGCGUACGAUGGACGUCAGCGGUACCUGAAGAUAGCUGUGGUUUCCGCGAUGCUACUCUUUGCUGUGACAGCGGUAGCUGCUGUGACUAUGACAGCACACUUCAACACCGACGUGGAAGCGACUUCCACCAACCUUCCCGAGGAUCCCCCGUACCGAAGCUGGGGAGACAACCGAGCAGAUGAACCCGACGGUCUCUCCGGGCAGAGCGGAUGGGAAAGUGUCCGGGUGAAGCGCGACUUUGCUGUAGACGACUCUCAACAUUAUGGCGUUCCCGACAGCAUGACCUCGACUGAUGCCCCUCCAUUGUUGGAUGCCCCAACGAUGUUGGAUCCCGAGUCCACGACCCGUCCGACAGGUGACAUGAAGAAUGCCAAAGUUCCUGACCAGACGGAGACUCUCAAGUCUGAGGGCUGGAAAAGUUUCCGUGUUGAGGAGUUUUCCACGGGUGACGUUGACAGUCACACUCAGGUCCAAACGGUCCGGCCACAGCUUUCAGAUGAAGAGUGGGAUGGAUACGAGGGCUGGAGCUUCACGGCCGAAGAUACUAGUAACGGCAGCACCGGUACCGUCAGGGUUCGCCGCCGUGCGUCAAAGAUCCCCGACGACUCCUCUCCAGAGACCAACGACAGCCCCGCCCCUAACAUGACCCAGCUUGAGCUCAAACCGAACACUUCACUUGAGAGGAAAGCCAGCGGUGACAUCGACAACACGGGCACUACCGCUAUGGAGAAUGUACGAAUGAUGAACACUACAAAUUUGAAUCUGUGCGUGCUGACCGACCGUAUGAAGAGCCGCGAGAGAAAGCACUUGAGCCAUGAAACGUAUCAAGAAGGCCCGAGCUAUCGUGCUGGUCGUGGUUGGUGUCCUGAUAGCGGGAGUACACGUUCCUGACGUAAAUUCCUCUGUGAAAACAGCCUUGACUUGUUCCAAACUUUGCUUAUGAGGUGCUACAUGUGAAAUAACACUUCUCACAACUAAAAGUACGGAUUAUAUUCUCCAAAUGUUACCGGUGCUAAAUCUAUGAUCCGAUUGUACAAAAACUCACAGCUCUUGAAUUACCAUAGAUGACAUUUACUUGCAUGCACGGAUCCUUCUGGACUAUGUCUAACCUCUAUGUUACAUGGUGAUCUUUUGUAGUAUUUGUCCCCAACACUGAUGAAAAUAAAAACAGGACAGCCUUGGUGGGAGACAGGUGUCUCUUACCUUUCCACGGAACCCAGUAUCGUAAUCUCGGCUGAUGUUUCGUAAUGUUUUUGUUUGUGUGCAUGCGUGUGUGUGCAUGUGCAUGAUGUUCAGCAUGAAGGGCGAGUAUAGUUUUCUGUGUGUUGACCUUGAUCAGCACCAAGCACCAAGGACAGGUAUGUUUGCCCUGUGUGUGGAUGCUGUUCAGCACCAAGGACAGGUUUGAUUGUAUGUGAUGAUGGUGUUCAGAACCAGCGACAGAUAUGUUUCUCUAUGUAUGUGGAUCUUGUUCAGCACCAAGGACAGGUAUGUGGAAGGCGUUCAGCACCAUUACAUGUGUGUGUAUGUGUUGAUUACCAAGAUGUUCCCCAGCCACUCACUACCUGUUUCAAAUUAUUUUUGCAUAGAAGUUGAGCUUAAGUUUAUCAUCCUCUCUAUCAUUUAGGUGUGGUAGGAGGUUCAUGGUUCGACCACCAAGGUGGUGGGUUCAACUACCAGUGUCUGCCGACCAACCCACAGUGGGGAAUGUACCAAGAUGGUGUCAAAGGGAACAAGCUUACAUGUGGGGGGCUGAGUUUGAGUUGACCACAAACGGCUCCACCUCCCUUAACAACGAAAAGGCCAAGUGUGCGGUGUGCUACGUCCCAACCCGCGGCAGUAAAUUGAUGAUCCCCGCCCGUAACACCUGCCCCACCGGCU